Molecule: messenger RNA, 3372 nt
Organism: Populus trichocarpa (black cottonwood)
Lineage: Eukaryota; Viridiplantae; Streptophyta; Magnoliopsida; Malpighiales; Salicaceae
Product: probable serine/threonine-protein kinase At1g09600
Exons: 9
Coding region: 762-2876 (704 amino acids)
Biological process (GO): protein phosphorylation; positive regulation of transcription elongation by RNA polymerase II
Cellular component (GO): cyclin-dependent protein kinase holoenzyme complex; nucleus
Molecular function (GO): ATP binding; RNA polymerase II CTD heptapeptide repeat kinase activity; cyclin-dependent protein serine/threonine kinase activity
Source: RefSeq, a predicted model, not a curated record
AUUUGCUUCUCUAACAAGACGAGCCAAGAAAAAACAAGGAGGAAGAAGAUGAAGAAGAAGCUAAUGUGAUGAGUAGUGUUGUCUGUAAAAAAGCUAAAAACAGAAGUGAAGUUUGAAAGAACAACCUGUCUGAAACAAAAAAAUAUCUCUCAUUUUCAAAGGGUAUUCGCAUUUCUAGGAAAUAUCCAGAUCCGAAAUACCCUCUCUUUCUCUUUCAAUCUUGCUGUCGCACAAUAACCUUGCAAAGACCAAAAAAGGGUCCAAAUUUAUCCUUUUUUUCUUUUUUGCCUUGUAAUUGGGUUUUUUUUUUUCUUUUUUGCAUGGUUUUAAUAGUUGUCAAAAAAAGGGUCUUUCUAGUUUGUUUCUACGUUUGUAUCUUUGAAUGUUGUAUCUCAAUCUUUGUACCUGAUUGGGAUCUGGGUUCUUGUUGAUAUGUCAAAAUGGUUUUUUUAUUGAUCUUUUGAUUUGAGGAUCUGGGUUGAUCUUAGUUUUUUCAAAGUUUUCUUCUUGGGGCAUUUACCAUUGAUUCUUAUGUUUAUCAUUUGUUUCCUUUGAAUUGGUGAUCUGGGUUCUCCUUGUUGUGUUAGAGCUUGAUAUCAAAAGUUAAGAAUUUUCAACUUUCAAGAACUACAUUGAUUGAUUAGAUGCGGAGUAGGAUAAGUUAGGACAUUUAUACGUUGGAGAUGAUGAUAUUUUGGGGUUGAUGCUGGAAAGAAUUGUAGUAAAACCAGUCACACGGUUGAGAAUUCUGGAUUGGAAUUAUGGGAUGCAUUUGCUCGAAAGGCGGUCGAGCAAAUAAUUUUUUAGACAAUAAUGUGAGAAGAAAAGAAAAAAACAAGCCUGCCAAACGGCUAGUCUCUUUAUCCAGAAAAGAUGAAGUCGUGGUAGAGGUUGAUGGCAGUGCUAAUGAUGCCACAGCUAGCUUGAUAUCGAAUCAACCUGGAAACGAUAACGUGGAGUAUGCUCCAGUAUCAUCCGAUGAGGGGGAAAAGAAGGAAAUAAUCGAAAAGGCUAAUAAUCGAAUGAGUUCUAGUAUAGUGAGUAUGAGCAAUGGAGAGAGAGGAGCACAGGUUGUUGCUGGUUGGCCUUCUUGGCUCACUGCUGUAGCUGGAGAAGCAAUCAAUGGAUGGGUGCCUCGAAGGGCAGAUUCAUUUGAGAAGCUGGAUAAGAUUGGACAGGGAACAUAUAGCAGUGUGUACAAAGCUCGGGAUCUUGAAACAAAUAAGAUAGUGGCAUUGAAGAAGGUGCGCUUUGCUAAUAUGGAUCCAGAAAGUGUUCGCUUUAUGGCAAGAGAAAUCAUUGUUUUGCGCAGGCUUGAUCACCCAAAUGUUAUGAAGCUUGAGGGUGUCAUUGCUUCAAGAAUGUCUGGCAGUUUAUACCUUGUAUUUGAAUAUAUGGAGCAUGACCUUGCAGGGCUUUUGGCCUCACCAGGGAUUAAAUUCACCGAAGCACAGAUUAAAUGUUACAUGCAGCAGCUGCUUCAUGGACUUGAACAUUGCCACAACCGUGGGGUAUUGCACCGUGAUAUAAAGGGAUCAAAUCUUCUGAUUGACACUAAUGGCAAUCUCAAGAUUGCUGAUUUUGGACUGGCAACUUUUUUCUCUUCACCUCAGAAGCAGCCUCUAACAAGUCGGGUAGUUACAUUGUGGUACAGACCUCCAGAGCUUUUGCUUGGUGCCACAGACUAUGGAGUUGCUGUGGAUCUAUGGAGCGCUGGUUGCAUUCUUGCAGAAUUGUUUGCUGGGAAGCCUAUCAUGCCUGGAAGAACUGAGGUGGAGCAACUGCACAAAAUCUUCAAACUUUGUGGGUCUCCUUCUGAUGAGUACUGGAAGAGAUCAAAACUGCCACAUGCAACCAUUUUCAAACCUCAGCAUCCUUAUAAACGUUGUGUUGCUGAGACAUAUAAGGACUUUCCGUCAUCAGCUUUGUCCCUGCUUGAUGUCCUUCUUGCAGUAGAACCUGAGCCCCGUGGUACUGCUUUUUCAGCACUUGAUAGUGAGUUCUUCAAGAUGAAGCCUCUUCCUUGUGAUCCAUCAAGUUUGCCCAAGUACCCACCAACCAAGGAGUUUGAUGUAAAGUUUCGGGAUGAGGAUGCUAGAAGGCGGAGAGCAGUUGGAGGUAAAGGACGUGGACAUGAAUCAACUAGAAGGAGUUCGAAAGAAAGUAAAGCUGUGCCAGCACCAGAUGCCAAUGCAGAGUUGCAGGCAUCCAUACAGAAGCGACAAGGGCAGUCUAACCAAAUAAGCAUCAGUGAACAGUACAAUCAUGAAGAAGAUGGUGGUUCUGGCUAUCCUAUUGGUCCUGCCAAAGGAACAACAAGAAAUGUCUACUCUCAUUCUGGCCAGUCAAUGCAUCCUACAAACUUUGGAUCUUCACGUAAUAUGAAUAUCAAUGAUGCUGCUCUUAGGGCUCCUAGCCAAGACUUUAUUUCUCCAAGGCAGACUGCAGAGUUGAGCGCUCAGAGAUCUUUUGUUCAACGGGAAGCAGUCCUGUCUAGAUUUUCUAAUUCAGUUGCAGUUAGAGGCGAUUCACACUUUCAAGGUUGCAGUUCAACUAACAUGAAUUCGCACUGGCCAGAGGAGAGUUUUAAUGUUAGAUACAACAAUCUGGACGAUUCCUCCCACAGUCUAUUAGGCGGGCCAAAUUUCUCGCAUAAGAAGCCUGGUUUGGAGUCUACAAUGGGUUAUUCUGCAAAGAAAGGACGUGUUCAUUACUCUGGACCAUUGGUGCCUCAAGGUGGAAACAUUGAGGAAAUGCUCAAAGAGCACGAGAGACAAAUCCAGCGAGCUAUGCGUAAAGCUUGUUUGGAAAAGAACAACAAUGAAAGUGGACAGUCUCAAUCACUACUUUAUCAUCAGAGAAUAAAUGGUCAAUGACCCUGGGUUAAGAGAGCAUGGCAAAUGACAUAACUUUUUAUAUUCCUUAAUGACAAUUAAGGAAUAUCAGUGGCAUCUUUCCAUCAGAUAGUUACAAGCAUCUUCCAUAAUUGGCAUGACAUCGAACAGCAAAAUGGAGAGAAAUGAAUGAAAUGCCAAUCAAAUCCAUCACCUCUGGUGUAGUACAAGAUUGGCGAUGGAUUUUUCAUGACACCAACCAAGUAUGUGUUUGCCAAAUCACUCUCUUUGGUUUGUCCAGUUUCAAAGGUAUACUUUGUACAGCUGAAAAUCUGAUUGUUAUUUUUUUUUGGAUCAAUUUUCCCUCAUUCUGUGGAGAGGCUGCAAUAAUCCCAGAUGCCACUCCAAAAUGUUGCUCGGGGUAGCUUUAUAACAAUACAAAGUGUAACUCGUUCUUUUCUUUGCCCUAGCAGGCACAUGAUGAAUAGCAAUAUAAUGAAUAUAUAUAUAAAAAAAAAAACCAUUUGAUUCUGGAUUA